AUGCAUCGCAAGCAAUCCAAAGCGACCCAAGAAAGACACGAUCGUAUGCUAAAUGAGCUAUACAAGGUGCUCGGCAACGACAGAUGUGCCGAUUGCACGGCAAAGAAUCCUCGUUGGGCAUCGUAUUCGCUGGGUGUAUUUCUCUGUAUUCGAUGUGCCAGUCUACAUAGAAAGAUGGGAACACACAUCUCCAAGGUGAAGUCAUGUAGCAUGGAUUGCUGGACAUUGCCAGAAAUACAACGUAUGAAGCAGCUAGGCGGCAAUGCCUGUAUCAACCAUCAAAUCAACCCAGAUGCAAGCAGCAAUAUGCCCAUCGCACUGGACGAUGAUCACGCCAUGGAGAAAUACAUAAGAGAUAAAUGGGAGCGAAGGUGUUUUGCCACGCCAAGUAAUAGCAGUAGUAAUCAUAGCACUCCUGCAGCAUUACAAGAGGAUUUGGUGCUGUUACCUACACCUUCAUUGAGUAGCACAAGCAGUUCGCUUGUAUCAUCGCCUAUUACACAGCAGCAGCAGCAGCAGCAGCAGCAGCAUGUAUUCGCUGGUCAACAUGUCGCAGCAGCCUCAGAGCCAUCACCAUCCAGCUACAAUCCUUUUCUUAGUGCUGAUAAUCUCCAAGUGACACAAACUCAAACACUACAGCAUCAUCAUAAACAUGUCAUUAGUACUACUGCAUUGACGACAAAUCCCUUUCUGCAGCAGCAACAGCAAUUAAGUACACCAUUUACAACGAACAAUCCGUUUAUUCAGCAUCUAUUCUAG
Mucor velutinosus is the source of this 759-nucleotide messenger RNA. RefSeq lists its product as uncharacterized. Gene Ontology annotation, molecular function: GTPase activator activity. The transcript is spliced from 4 exons. Gene Ontology annotation, cellular component: cytoplasm. Bases 1 to 759 code for a protein of 252 amino acids. The record is from RefSeq and is a predicted model, not a curated record. NCBI's taxonomy places the organism in Eukaryota, Fungi, Mucoromycota, Mucoromycetes, Mucorales, Mucoraceae.